CGUCACUUUCAAGCUGUGAUGUCCCCUGCUUAUUAGCCCCAUUUCCCCAGGGUUGAUUAUUCUCGCAUCCUAUUGUAUCCUCGCUCCUAUAUAUCUUCCACCUAAUCCGCCGUCCCCUCGUGGUUCGAGGUGGCGUGCUCUCGUUAAUCUACCGUCGCCGCAUCCCAACCCCCGUGGUUUGGCCCGCACCACGAUCCGGUGGGUUGCGGUCUUCUUGCAAUGAGCUUGACUUCGCGUGUCUUGGGCUUCUUUGCGACGACAGAGACACCUUCGUCAGACUCUCCCGCGUCGAAAUCCCUUUCUCAAAAUGGCCCGACCGAUCUCCGUCAGACGACGCGGAUAAGCGCAAACAAGGAACAUCAUGUACAGAAUGCACAGUCUCACCAUGACGAGGAAGAGGAGCCUCGUCCACCGUACCUACACGCAAUGUUCGCUGGAGGUAUUGGUGGCACCUGCGGUGACAUGCUCAUGCACUCGUUAGACACCGUCAAGACGCGGCAACAAGGCGAUCCGCAUUUUCCUCCCAAGUACACCUCCAUGACUUCGUCCUAUGCGACCAUCUACCGACAAGAAGGCCUUUUCCGCGGUCUGUAUGGCGGAGUGACUCCUGCGCUUCUCGGCUCCUUCCCCGGUACCGUUAUCUUCUUUGGCACCUACGAAUACACCAAACGUCUCAUGCUCGAUGCGGGAAUCAAUGCGAAUGUGGCGUAUCUUUCUGGAGGUAAGUGUUUUUUGUGCGGCUUUGUCAUCUGCGGUCGCAUUUCGGUGCUAAUCGGAAAUGGGCUUAUAGGCUUCUUCGCGGACUUGGCCGCCUCUAUUGUUUAUGUUCCUUCGGAAGUCUUGAAGACUCGGUUGCAGCUCCAAGGACGCUACAACAACCCCCAUUUCAACUCGGGAUAUAAUUACCGCUCGACCCGGGAUGCGCUGCGCACCAUCAUUCGCCAGGAAGGAUUUUCCGCGCUUUACUACGGAUACCGGGCGACGAUCUACCGCGAUCUUCCCUUUUCCGCCCUCCAGUUCGCCUUUUACGAGCAAGAGCAACGGAUGGCCAAAGAAUGGGUGGGCUCUCGAGAUAUUGGGCUGAGCCUGGAGAUCCUGACGGCUGUCACUGCGGGUGGGAUGGCGGGUGUGUUGACAUGCCCGAUGGACGUGGUCAAGACACGUAUCCAGACCCAGCAGAACCCCGAGCCCACGCCUUCGAGUCGCCCUUCGGGCUCCUCGUCGCACUCGGCGGCGGAGCACGCGUCGACCAAAGAGGGACCGCGCCACCACGCGGCUUCGCAGACGACGUCGAGCCUGCGCACGCAUGCGCGCCCAAUCUCCACCUCGGGAGCUUCCACGUCGGUGAACCCGCCUGGCGCUCCGCGCUUGGAUACGUCAUCGUUCUUCACUGGCUUGAAGAUGAUCUACCAAACGGAAGGGCUGGCAGGCUGGUUCCGUGGUGUUGGACCCCGUGGUGUGUGGACCAGCAUUCAGAGUGGAACGAUGUUGGUGAUGUAUCAAUAUCUCCUGAAAAAGUUCGAGGACUGGGAGAACAAAGGGGAGCUCAACCCCCUCUAGCUGCAGGAUGAGGAUUGUUGGGGUUGGACAUGUUGAUGAUGUCCAUUGUAGAUAGCAGGAUGGAAGGAAAACCGGAGCAUAUUGAUGCAACCUAGACGGGUUCUAUUGGGAGGGCGUUCCGGCAGUCGGAGGGGUGUGGCAUGACCGAUUUUUUUUUUCUUUUUCUUUUUCUUUUUUUCUCUUUUUCUUAUGUGUUCUUUUAUCACCCCUUUUCUUAUCCUGUUGUUUUA
Messenger RNA from Aspergillus japonicus CBS 114.51, 1790 nucleotides. RefSeq names its product putative mitochondrial carrier protein. The record is from RefSeq and is a predicted model, not a curated record. Gene Ontology annotation, molecular function: magnesium ion transmembrane transporter activity. Gene Ontology annotation, biological process: magnesium ion export from mitochondrion. Bases 220 to 1560 code for a protein of 446 amino acids. The transcript is spliced from 2 exons. Lineage: Eukaryota; Fungi; Ascomycota; Eurotiomycetes; Eurotiales; Aspergillaceae.